This is a messenger RNA of Glycine soja, 652 nucleotides long. RefSeq names its product nuclear transcription factor Y subunit C-1-like. The record is from RefSeq and is a predicted model, not a curated record. The transcript has a single exon. Gene Ontology annotation, cellular component: nucleus. Gene Ontology annotation, biological process: regulation of DNA-templated transcription. Lineage: Eukaryota; Viridiplantae; Streptophyta; Magnoliopsida; Fabales; Fabaceae. Bases 86 to 457 code for a protein of 123 amino acids. Gene Ontology annotation, molecular function: protein heterodimerization activity; DNA-binding transcription activator activity, RNA polymerase II-specific.
CUCAAACUUGACACUGAUGCUACAACUAAGAGACUACUAAAGCUGAAGUUAACUCAGAAACACAUAGGAGUGAAGUAGAACAAAUAUGAGACAAGCUGGUGCAUAUUCAGGGUUACUGUGUGGUGGGGUAUCAGGAAGGACAGGGCCCCACUCACUGCCCUUGGCAAGGAUCAAGAAGAUCAUGAAGAAUUCUGGGGAGGAUGUUAAGAUGAUAUCAGGUGAGGCUCCAAUUAUUUUCUCCAAGGCUUGUGAGCUCUUCAUUGAGGAACUUACUAGAAGGUCCUGGAUCAUGGCCAUCCAAGGCAAAAGGAGGACUUUGCACAAAGAGGACUUGGCUUCUGCUGUUAUAGCCACUGAUAUAUUUGAUUUUUUGAUCACUUUGGUUUCCAGUUCUGAAAGCCAUGCAGUUGGUGGUGCCACAAAUGUCAUGGAGGUGGAAACUAUAGAUUGCUCUUAAGCAACCUUACACUACAUACUGCAGCUACAAAAUUUGAGUUCUAUUUCUAUACAUGGCUAUGUAAUUAUUGUAAUAUAAAUAUAUAUGUAUGAUAUAGCUAAGGUAAAAACUUUAUGUGUUGGUUAUGCAUCCUCAUACUUGAAUGAAAUGAAGUUGUGUUAUGAUCCUUAAUUAAUACACAGGAACGUUAUGUUA